AUGCUGGCACCUCGAUCAUUUAUAUUCAGCUCGACGAAACAGUCCGCUGCUGCACUUCCUCUCUCAAAACAACCUCCAACAUCGGAUGCACAACGAGCGACUGCAGGCAAUGAACAGAAAGAAAUCCUCGCCUUAGGUUGCGAUCCCACGGAAAUUAUACCUGCAGACCCUAUAUUGGGAAAUGUGAAGGGCAGCUCCAAUCCUGUAGGGAUCCCCAUCCGCCAGGUUAGGGAUCCCAGCCAGCGAAAUCAUGGCGCCAAAGGCCGGCGAUACGAUGGCGGGGAGACGAGUGGUCCUAGAUCUAGGGACCAACAAUCACAAGGAAAGGCCUCUGCCGCUGUCACAUCACUCCUCGCGAACACUACUAUCCCGCCUCCACGGUUUAGGACACUACCUCGGCGAAACGGUCAAGCCCAAAGAUUAACUCUCGAUGCUGCGUUCAGCGAGAGGAGCGAUUCUGAAAAGGAAUACAGCCCAAUACUAGGAGGGAGUCCGCUGGACCUUCUUCUCUGCUCACCAGAUGAGCUGCCAGAUAUAGAUCCAUUGGGUAGCGAUGCUGAAUCGCCACCACAGCUAUCGUAUAUUUCUAGAGGGGCGAUUUCCACAGAUUCGGUGCCAUCUCUUACCGACAACUCCAUUGGGGGCAGUUACCUCUCUUUUGGUUCUUCAGUUUCACCCCAAUCCCGGGGGAAACGGUUCUUGCCGACUAGAAAGCUCGAACCGCUAGCUUCUACCUUGGGUGACCUGCCAUUAGAUCAUCCUUUGUCAGACCCUGACCUAGAUUCCUGGGAGAUUGAUUUUCGGGUGUUUGGGAAUGAAAAUAAAGAACGCCAGAAGCUGGGUGAGAUACCUACGCUACGCCAGAAAUCGGCCUUCAAAUCAAAUUUAACAGCGUCCCUGCGAGCAUUGAGAUCAGCGGCGAAGUCCAUCUCGAACAUGACAGCCCCUAUGAUUACACCAGAUGAUUUUCUUACUAGAUCGAUUAUUGCCAUCGACCCCAAGGUUCCCUUUACAGAUGAGCGUAUGCCGCCUCGCCUGGAUAAAAUGCCGACUCCAGCUCUUCGCCGUUACCUGAACCCCACAACCAAUGCACCCAGCGAGGCUCAUGUCCAUGCAUCACGACCGCAGACUACAUGCUCUAAAUGUACUGCCUCUAUCCAAAUGGAAACUUAUAAUAAGGUGUCAAAGGCCCCGAAGACAGAAGCCGAAACUGCCACCAGCAAGCAUUCUGGCAAUUCCUCUCCAGAAGCGUGCAACGGGCCAGGUACGCGCCAACGCGACAUGCGAGAGAACAGUGAUUUUAUCCGGGUCGCAGUCAUGGAGAUGAGAAUGAGGAAGAAUGGGAAACUAGACGAAAAUGCGCCUGGGCGAGCCAGGUGGGCUCUUCCCCCCAGGCGCGCAUCUACCGGUAUCUACGAGAUAAAUGAAGAAGGCGUUCCACUGCGCUGGGUUGGAGUCUCAGCCGGUUGA
Molecule: messenger RNA, 1470 nt
Organism: Pseudogymnoascus verrucosus
Lineage: Eukaryota; Fungi; Ascomycota; Leotiomycetes; Thelebolales; Thelebolaceae
Exons: 1
Coding region: 1-1470 (489 amino acids)
Source: RefSeq, a predicted model, not a curated record